AUGAAAGCUAUGAUCUUUGGCCAGACCCAAGAUCAUGUCCCUUUAAGGCGUGCCCCUUACUACCAAGAAACCAUUGGAGAUUUUGCAUGGGAGCAAUCACAAGAAGUUAACUAUCUAGAUGACUUCAUCUAUCCUCCUGACUUCCAGCAGCAAUCACCACGGUUUCACCAUCAAGGAAGUCAAUUCCGACCUAUGCAGCAGUACAAUCAAGAAGGCAUGUACCCAAUGAAGCAGCCUUACAACUUUCCUCCAAGCGCACCUCAUCCGGUUCAGCAAAAUAGUGUGAUUCAAGCAAUGCUUCAGCAGAUUGUGGAUGAUCAAAAAGAGUUCACUAAUGAAUUGGAUGAGAGGAUGGAAAGCUUGUUCAACAGUUUCAUUGACAAGAACGAGUCUCUUGCUUGUCAAAUCAAGAAGAUUCACACCCAUGUUGAUCAAACCUAUGAAGAUUUGAAAAGACAAGAGAUGGAGGAAACAAAAGCUUUUUGUGAAUCCAUCUCUAGAAGGGAAGCUGAGUUCGUGCCAACCCAUAAACCACCCCAGACUGCUGUUAACUUGGCUACAAGACCAGAGCAAGAGCAUUACUCCUUGGACUCAACAAGAGGUUACAAGCCGAAGCCACUAGAGAAGAUCUCUAACCCGGAGAAGCUUGAUGUACCUUGCAUCAUUAAUGGAGUUUUGUUCAAGAUUCCAUAUGUGAUACAAGAUCUCACAUCAACAUCAUGA
Messenger RNA from Microthlaspi erraticum, 723 nucleotides. The record is from the annotation of a GenBank genome assembly. Lineage: Eukaryota; Viridiplantae; Streptophyta; Magnoliopsida; Brassicales; Brassicaceae.